This is a messenger RNA of Trypanosoma conorhini, 971 nucleotides long. RefSeq names its product putative glutamate dehydrogenase. NCBI's taxonomy places the organism in Eukaryota, Euglenozoa, Kinetoplastea, Trypanosomatida, Trypanosomatidae. Gene Ontology annotation, molecular function: L-glutamate dehydrogenase (NADP+) activity. The annotation marks the transcript as partial. The transcript has a single exon. Gene Ontology annotation, cellular component: cytosol. The record is from RefSeq and is a predicted model, not a curated record.
UGCAGGCGGUCCGCGAGGUCAUGACGUCGCUCUGGCCCUUCCUGGAGCGGCAUCCGGAGUACUGCGAGGACGCGCUGCUGGAGCGCCUGGUGGAGCCCGAGCGUGUCGUCCAGUUCCGCGUCUCGUGGGUGGACGACAAGGGCGAGGUGCGGGUGAACCGGGCGUGGCGCGUGCAGUUCAACUCCUGCAUCGGCCCCUACAAGGGCGGCAUGCGGUUCCACCCCUCCGUGAACCUGUCGAUUCUCAAGUUCCUGGGCUUCGAGCAGACCUUCAAAAACGCCCUGACGACGCUCCCCAUGGGCGGCGGCAAGGGCGGCUCGGACUUCGACCCCAAGGGGAAGAGCGAGCGUGAGGUGAUGCGGUUUUGCCAGGCCCUGGCGACGGAGCUGUUCCGCCACAUUGGCGCCGACACGGACGUUCCCGCCGGCGACAUCGGCGUCGGCGGCCGCGAGGUGGGCUACAUGGCGGGCAUGACGCAGAAGCUGACGAACUGCAAGGCCUGCACCUUCACGGGGAAGGGCAUUGCGUUCCAAGGGAGCCUGAUGCGCCCCGAGGCCACGGGCUACGGCGUUGUCUACUUCCUGGAGGCCGUCCUGAAGCGGCACCAGCAGGAGCUGCAGGGGAAGACGGUGCUCGUGUCGGGGGCCGGCAAUGUGGCGCAGUACGCCAUCGCGAAGUGCCUCCAGCUGGGGGCGAAGGUGAUCAGCGUCUCGGACUCGCGCGGCUGCGCGCACGACGCGGCGGGCUUCACUCCGGAGAAGCUGAGGACCCUGAUGGACAUCAAGGGCGCGAGGCACGGCACCGUGGAGGAGUACGCGAAACAGGUGGGCGCAGAGUACCACGCGGGGAAGCGGCCGUGGCACCUGAAGGCGGAUAUUGCGCUGCCGUGCGCGACGCAGAACGAGCUGGAGCUUGAGGACGCAAAGAACCUGAUCCGGAACGGCGUUCUCGCCGUGGUGGAGGGCGCAAAC